Molecule: messenger RNA, 5803 nt
Organism: Tupaia belangeri chinensis (Chinese tree shrew)
Lineage: Eukaryota; Metazoa; Chordata; Mammalia; Scandentia; Tupaiidae
Gene: CFAP65
Product: cilia and flagella associated protein 65
Exons: 33
Coding region: 127-5697 (1856 amino acids)
Biological process (GO): sperm axoneme assembly
Cellular component (GO): cytoplasm; sperm flagellum
Source: RefSeq, a predicted model, not a curated record
GGAGACGACAACAUGGCGGAGGAGUGAGUUCUGAGCGUUGGUCCGGGUCCGGAGAAGCGGCGCGAGUAGCCACUCCCAACUGAGACCUGGACCUGGCGAGAACUCCUGGCUCAGCCAGAGCACACGAUGGUGUUCCGGGCAGCUCCAAGCCCGGUGGUGAGGCCCAGGGGCAGUGGGGACUACCCCACGGGCUCCGGCGUGUCCUGCCCAAGCACCAGCACCGCCGCCUUCCCCACCGGCAAUAGCAGCAGUGCAGCCACGAGCGCCUGCGCCAGCAGCAACCUCAGUGCCCGGCCUGCCAGCUCUGCCCACAUCCGGGUGUGCUUCCCGAAGAAGCAGGACAAAGUGAAGAAGAGGGUCGUCUGGGGCAUUGAGGUGACCGAGGAGCUGCAGUGGAAAGGCUGGGAGCUGGGGAAGGAGACCACGAGGAAUCUGCUUCUGAAAAAUCUGUCCUUGAAAAUCCAGAAGAUGAAGUACAGGCCUCCCAAGACCAAGUUCUUCUUCACGCUUAUCCCUCAGCCCAUCUUCCUGAGCCCAGGCAUAACCUUCACGCUCCCCAUUGUCUUCCGGCCUCUAGAGAAGAAGGAGCACACGGACCAGCUGUGGUUUGAGAAAGAAGAGGGGAUGUUCUGUGUGGGCCUCAGGGCCACGCUGCCUUGCCACAAGCUGGUCUGCCCUCCAUGCCUGCAGCUGCCCCUGUGUGCCGUGGGGGACACAGCCGAGGCCUGGUUCUGCCUGGACAAUGUGGGGGAUCUGCCCACCUUCUUCACCUGGGAGUCCCCCAGCCCUUUCCAGAUGCUGCCCGCCACGGGGCUGCUGGAGCCGGGCCUGGCCUGUCGGAUCAAGGUGACCUUUCAGCCGCUCAUAGCUGUCAUCCGCGAGGUUCAGGCCACGUGCUGGUACGGGGAGCACAGCAGGCAGAAGAGCAGCAUCCAGCUGCGGGCUGUGGCCAAAUGUGCCCAGCUGCUGGUGAGCAUAAAGCGUAAGCAGCCCGAGGACCAGGAUGCCGAGGGCUUCCAGAAAGUGCUGCACUUCGGCUCUGUCGCCGUGGGCUGCACCGCCGAGAGGCAGAUCAGGCUGUAUAACCCAUCAGCGGUGAAUGCCCCCUUCAGGAUUGAAGUGGCCCCCGACAUGCUGGCCAAAGACCAGGUCUUCUCGUGCCCCACAACCCACGGUGUCGUGCCCCCAGGAGAGAAGAAAUGUGUGUCGCUGUUCUUCCAGCCUGAGACCUUGGACGUCAGAACUAUGGACUACGUCUCCAUCAUGCCUUCCGGCUGUGCCUCCCAAACACUGCUCAAAGUUGUGGGUUUCUGCAAAGGUCCUGCCGUGUCCCUGCAGCACUCCUGUGUCAACUUCAGCUGGGUCCACCUAGGGGGGCGCAAGGAGCAGCUGCUGUGGAUCGAGAACCGGUGGGACUGCACGGCCCACUUCCAGUUUGCCUUCGACUGCCAGGAGAGCGUCUUCAGCAUCAGGCCAGCCUUCGGGACGCUGGUGGGCAAGACCCGCAUGACCCUUCUCUGUGUCUUCCAGCCUACUCAGCCCAUCACCUGCUUUCGGAGGGUGGCCUGUCUCAUCCACCACCAGGACCCGCUGUUCUUGGACCUGAUCGGGACCUGCCACUCGGACAGCAUCAAGCCAGCCAUCCUGAAGCCUCAGCACCUCACCUGGUACCGCACGCACCUGGCUCGGGGCCUGACGCUCUACCCGCCCCACAUCCUGUGCGCCAUGCUGAAGGAGAGGAAGCUAGAGCAGGAUAAGAACGGGGCACUCAUGAUUCCCACGGAGGACCUAGACGACACAAACACCCCACAGUACCCCUCCAUCCCUCCCAUGGCGGAGUACUUCCUUGAUGGCACCAGCAACGUGGCCAUCUUCCCCCCACCUGUCAGUAUAGAGCCUAUCGAGGUGGAUUUCGGUGCCUGUCCCGGGCCCGAGGCCCCCAACCCUAUCCCCCUGUGCCUGACGAACCACACCAAGGGCAAGAUCACCGUGGUCUGGACACGCAGGUUGGACUGCCCCUUCUGGGUGACCCCGGACACCUGUGACGUGCCCCCACUCAAGUCCAUGGCCCUGCGCCUGCACUUCCAGCCGCCUUACCCAAACUUACUCUACGCUGUGGAGCUCGAAGCCUUCGCUGUGUAUAAGGUCCUGCAGAACUACACUAAUGUGGAGGAGGACUGUACCGUGUGUCCAUCCUGGUGCCUGACGCUGCGGGUGCGAGGCCACAGCUAUCGUGCUACCUACGAGCACCACAUCCCCCAGUAUUCUCUGGAUGUCCCCAAGCUAUUUCCAGCAGUGUCCCCCCGUGCACCCUCCUACCGCAGCCUGCUCUUGGUCAACAAAGGCUCCAUGCUGAUGACCUUCAACCUGGCUCCCAGCAGCACCUCGGACAUCACCCUGCGGCCCGCCUCAGGCCUCAUAGCCCCGGGGGCCCACCAGAUCCUCCUCAUUUCUACCUACCCCAAGGGCAACUCCUGGAAGCAGCACAUCUUCCACCUGCAGUUCAAUUUCUGCCCCCAGUAUCUCAAGGAGGUGACCAUGCUGAGCCGAGUGGAGCCGGUGCAGCUGAAGCUGGACACCAACAAAAGCAUCUUCUUCAAGCCCACCUGGGUGGGCUGCUGCUCCACCAGUCCCUUCGCCCUCCACAACCCUACGCGCCUGCCCCUGAAGUUUGAGUGGAGGGUCACCCAGCUGUACCGGAAGAUGCUGGCCGUGCAGCCCUCCCAGGGGCUCAUCCAGCCCAAUGAGAUCCUUACAGUGACAUGGACCUUCAGUCCUUUGGAGGAGACCAAGUACCUGUUCCGAGUGGGACUGUGGGUCUGGGAAGCCAGCUUGCCCUCCAGCUCCAGGCCCCCGGCCACCACCCACUACAUGCUCCGGCUGGUGGGCGUGGGCAUCACCAGCAGCCUCUCUACGAGGGACAAGGAGCUGGACUUCGGGAACGUGCUGGUGAACAGCACGCAGACCUGGCCCCUGGUGCUCCGGAACGAUGGCAACUGCACCCUCCACUACUGCCUGUUCUUGCAGCAGCGCAGCCCCGAGCUCACGGAGAGCGAAGCCCCCGCUCUGCAGCUGGACCGGAUGGAGGGGAGCAUGCCGCCGCGGUCCCAAGAUGCCAUCUGCCUGACUGCCCGUCCAAAGCGCCGGUGCCAGUACUCCUGGACCAUCAGCUACUGUCUCCUUUCUCGUAGAGAUAACAAGGUCGGGGGGCGGCAGCAGCUGUGUGGCGUCUCCCUGACGGCUGUGUACCCCUUACUCUCCGCCCCGGACAUCUGCUCCAUGGGCAGCGCCAAGGGCAUCUCCCGAAAGCAUCUGUGGCACCUCUUCUCCCUGGACUUGCUCAAUGCCUACUUGGGGCGUGACCCCACCCCCUGGGAGCUCACCUACAAGGUGCCCACCAGGCACAGCACGAGUCAGAUCCCCCCUGUCUUCACCCCUUUGAAGCUGGACUUCAAUUUUGGGGCAGCACCACUCAUGUCCCCACCCUCCAUAGUGCUCCUGGUCCUGAAGAACAGUGGGGUGGUGCCCCUGGACUGGGCCUUCCUCUUUCCAAGUGACCAGCAGAUUGACCUGGAGCUGUGGGCAGAGCAGGCCGAAUUUGACUGCACCGAGCUCCACCAGAUGCGUGUGCAGGACAAUUGCAUCUUCUCCAUCAGCCCCAAGACCGGAAGCCUAAGCCCUGGGCAGGGGCAGAUGGUGGAGUUCAAAUACAGCCACCUGUUCGUCGGCACCGAUCGCCUCCCAGUGCUCUUCAAGGUGUCCCAUGGCCGGGAGAUCCUGCUGAAUUUCAUAGGCGUGACAGUAAAGCUGGAGCAGAAGUAUGUGCAUUUCACCUCCACCAGCCACCAGUUCGUUCCUGUCCCCAUUGGCGACACACUGCCCCCACGGCAGAUUUACGAGCUGUAUAACGGUGGCUCCGUGCCGGUGACAUACGAGAUCCAGACGGAUGUCCUGUUGCAAAUUCAGGAAAAAAAUUUCAGCCACCCCAUCUUCAGCUGCCUCAAUCCUAAAGGGGAGAUCCAGCCAGGCUCCACUGCACGGGUCUUCUGGAUCUUCUCACCCAUCGAGGCCAAGACCUACACGGUGGACGUGCCCAUACACAUCCUGGAGUGGAAUUCAGCCCUCAUCCACUUCCAGGGAGUGGGCUAUGACCCCCACAUCAUGGGGGACACAGCCCCAUUCCACAACAUCUCCUCGUGGGACAACAGCUCCGUACACUCUAGGCUGAUAAUUCCUGGACAGAAAGUCUUCCUGUCCCAGUCUCAUAUCUCCCUGGGGAACAUCCCCGUGCAGAGCAAGUGCAGCCGCCUGCUGUUCCUCAAUAACGUCUCCAAGAGUGAGGCAAUUGUCUUUGCCUGGCAGCCAAGGCCUCUAGAUUUUGGGGAGGUGUCUGUGAGUCCCAUGACAGGAGAGGUGGCUCCUGAAGAUACAGUCCCAUUUGUGGUGACCUUGAAGGCUUCCGUGCAUGCCAGCUUCUACAGUGUGGACCUGGUAUGCAAGGUAUACCGGCAGGAGCUGAUGAGGCAGUACCACAAGGAGCUGCAGGAAUGGAAGGAUGAGAAGUUGCGGCAGGAAGUGGAGUUCACUAUCACAGACAGAGAAGUAAAGAAAAGAGCAUACUGCACAGCUUGUGAGUCUACGAGGAAGUACAAGACACUACCCCCCAUCAAGAAUGAGCAGUCUACCAAGCGGCCCGCCAGCUGGAACCUGCAGAUCCCAAAGAAGGAGAAAACCUGGCCACGCCCAGAGCCGCCCCUGCCAGACAUGCUCGGCCUUGGCCUCACUGCUCGAGCCCACGCCACUGACUACUUCCUUGCCAACUUCUUCUCAGAGUUUCCCUGUCACUUCUUGCACCGGGAGCUGCCAAAGAGGAAGGUCCCUGGAGAUGAGGAGGCUGUUGAGGAUGAAUCCCCUAAGAUCAGGAGAGCCCCCGACUCCAGGUGGGAGAAGGAGCUGCUAGUGGACUGUCUCACCACCAUCAUCAGGGGCCUUCUGGAAGACAAGAACUUCCAUGAAGCCGUGGACCAAAGCCUGGUGGAGCAGGUGCCGUAUUUCUGCCAGUUCUGGAACGAGCAGUCGGCCAGGUUCAUGGCCCAGAAGAGCAGCCUGUACUUCAUGCCAAUCCUCUCUCCAUCCUCCAGCAGCGGGGAGGGGGAGACAGGCAAGGAGCAAGAGGAGCACAGGCUGAGGCUGGGGAAGAAGAAACCGAGAGAGGAGGAGGAGAAGGGUGAAGAGGAGGAGGAGGAUGAAGAGGAGGAGGAGGACGAAGAGGAGAAGGGCGAAGAGGAGGAGAAGGGCGAAGAGGAAGAGCUGGAAGAAGAGGAGGAAGAGGGAGGAGAAACGGAAGAUGAUGAGGAGUUUGGCAAGGAGGAGCUCGAGGAGGAGGAUAUAAAGGAGCAGGAAGUGAAGUCGACCUGGAUAAGGAGUGAGCCCUUGGUGCAGUCCAGGUCCCAGGAGUCCCUGAAAUGGCAGUGGCAGCAGCGGCUGAAAGACUUGGUGAAAGAGGAUCAAGAACAGGACGAGAAGGAAGCCAUUGGAAGGCUUUCGGCCUUUGCCAACCUGCAGGAGGCGCUGCUGGAGAACAUGAUCCGGAACAUCCUGGUGGAGGCGAGCCGCGGGGAGGUGGUGCUCACUUCAAGGCCGCGCGUCAUCGCCCUGCCGCCGCUCACCAUACCCAGCAUACUGAGCCCCAGCUAGCUGUUGCCGACGCAGCAGACCGAGGCCCAGCGCGCGACCGCGCCUAUUGCCAGCUCCUGGGUGCCGAUGCCCAGCCGCUCCAGCAUGCCGCCCAUUUCCCCACUGC